Xiphias gladius (swordfish) is the source of this 4998-nucleotide messenger RNA. It is a transcript of the gene sbno1, whose product is annotated as strawberry notch homolog 1 (Drosophila). The transcript has 33 exons. Gene Ontology annotation, molecular function: chromatin DNA binding; histone binding. Gene Ontology annotation, biological process: regulation of DNA-templated transcription. Lineage: Eukaryota; Metazoa; Chordata; Actinopteri; Istiophoriformes; Xiphiidae. Gene Ontology annotation, cellular component: nucleus. The coding region runs from base 186 to 4412 and encodes 1408 amino acids. The record is from RefSeq and is a predicted model, not a curated record.
GUGUCUUGUUUUUGGUCGCAUUGGAUCAAGACUCGGAGCAGAUCUGGUGUUUAAAAGCAUCAGUGGUUUAUGGAUAACUCCCAUUCUUCUGUUGUUUGUCUUAGCUUAGAGUCAGUUUAGUUAUCACGGGUCGGUGUUCACAUUUUUAAGUUGCGUUUCACUUUUUUGUGCUCUUUGGAGAUGCGAUGGAUCCUGGACAGGAUUUACUUCUCGCUGCCCUAAGUGAGAGUGGCAUUUGCCCAAAUGAUAUUGGCCUAUUUGAUGUUGAUUCUCAGGAUGUUGCACAGCCCUCUACAACCCAGCAAUCUAUCUCCAUCAGUGCCCUGGACGUUGGUGUGGGGACAGAGACAGUGGAAGUUGUUCGAACUGAGCCUCCAGCUCCAGUCCCUUUAGUCACUAUCAGGCACAAACCUCAGCCAUCAACCACCACGUUUGUCUUAAAUCAGCUGAAUCAGUUGCCGUCGCUAGGGGCUGUUGUGACCAAACAAUCAGUUACAAACCCUAUCAAACAUACCAUAACUGUCACGAAGGUGGUCCAUGUUGCUAAUUCAGCCCUGCGAGGUUCAGCCACAACCCCUUCAACAGCUGUUCCUCCUUCAGCGUCCACAGUAGUGCCUUCUAACAGAGAUCAGCAGAUUCAGUUGAAAGACCUGCUUAGGACCGGCCAUGUGAAGAGCGCUGGCCUAAAGGGCAACAGUCUGAUGGAGCUGAUGAAGCUAAAGCCUCCACCUGAUAUUGCUCCGCCAGUAGCAACAGCAACAGCCACAGGUCCAAGUGAAAUUAACAAUGGAAUAAAGAAGGAAGUAAUGGGUAAAGAUGCUUCCAGGAUGUGGAUUAGUGACGACAUUAAAUUGCAGAACUUUUCGCAUUCUCUGAAACCGCCGGGCAUGAAAGAAGAGGAUGAGCCUGAGGAGGAAGAGGAGGAUGAGUUGGGUCAUGCAGAGACUUAUGCAGAGUACAUGCCAAUGAAACUAAAGAUUGGCCUGCGGCAUCCGGAUCCUGUGGUGGAGACCAGUUCCCUGUCGAGCGUCAGCCCUCCCGAUGUGUGGUACAGGCUGUCCAUCCCAGAAGAGGGCAUCGAUCGGGGCUGCCUGUCUGCUCUGCAGCUUGAAGCCAUCACAUAUGCAGCUCAGCAACAUGAGACAUUCCUCCCUAAUGGUGAUCGAGCUGCCUAUUUGAUCGGUGACGGAGCUGGUGUGGGGAAAGGCCGGACCAUAGCAGGGGUCAUCUAUGAGAAUUACCUUCUAGGCCGGAAGAGAUCACUUUGGUUUAGUGUCUCAAAUGACCUGAAGUAUGAUGCUGAACGGGAUUUAAGGGAUAUUGGAGCCAAAAACAUUCAGGUUCAUUCACUGAACAAGUUCAAAUAUGGCAAAAUUUCCUCAAAACACAAUGGGAGUGUUAAGAAAGGUGUGAUCUUCGCCACCUACUCCUCCUUGAUAGGAGAGAGCCAAUCAGGAGGCAAGUACAAGACCAGAUUUGAACAGCUCCUCCACUGGUGUGGGGAGGACUAUGAUGGAGUCAUUGUCUAUGACGAGUGUCACAAAGCAAAAAAUGUGUGUCCAAUUGGAUCAUCCAAACCUACAAAAACUGGUCUUGCAGUGUUGGAACUGCAGAACAAACUCCCCAAGGCUCGGGUGGUGUACGCAAGUGCUACAGGUGCCUCGGAACCACGGAACAUGGCCUACAUGAACCGGCUGGGCAUCUGGGGGCACAAAACACCCUUCAAAGAAUUCGGCAACUUUAUCCAAGCUGUUGAGCGCAGAGGUGUUGGUGCCAUGGAGAUAGUAGCUAUGGACAUGAAACUGAGGGGGAUGUACAUUGCAAGGCAGUUGAGUUUUACAGGUGUGACUUUCAAGAUUGAUGAGGUGCCCCUGACUCAGAAGUACAUCAACAUGUACAAUAAAUCUGUGAGGCUGUGGGUGAGUGCACGUGAGAAGUUCCAGCAGGCUGCGAAUCUGAUGGAUGCAGAACAACGUAUGAAAAAGUCCAUGUGGGGCCAGUUCUGGUCUGCUCACCAGCGUUUCUUCAAAUAUCUCUGCAUUGCAUCCAAGGUCCGCAGAGUGGUCCAGCUGGCCAGAGAGGAGGUCCAGAAUGGAAAGUGUGUGGUAAUUGGUCUUCAGUCCACUGGUGAAGCGAGAACACUGGAGGCCUUGGAGGAAGGAGGAGGAGAACUCAAUGACUUUGUGUCAACUGCAAAGGGUGUGCUGCAGUCCCUGAUUGAGAAGCACUUUCCAGCUCCAGACAGACAGAAGCUUUACAGCCUGCUAGGCAUCGACCUCUCAGCUAAGAAGACCCCCUCUCCCAGUGAAACCGCAGCAGAACCUGAACAGAAGGGCAAGAAAAGGAAAGGUUCAGAGGUGAAAAAGCAGCAGCAGAAGAAGAAGCCUCGCAAGCACGGCGGUCUGUCAGGUACAAGCUCGGAGGAGAGCCAGUCAGAGGAUUCGGACAGAGAUUCUGGUAAAGACUGUGACAGCGACGACAGCUUCAAAUCUCUCAGCUCAGCAGAUGAAGACGAUGACUUCAACCCAUUCAGAGACGAGUCUGGUGACGACGAAGAAGAUGAUCCAUGGCUUAUCAGAAAGGAACCAAAGAAAGGGAAAGAAAAGAAGAAGAAAAAGAGAAGGAAGAGUAUUGAUCCAGACUCCAUUCAAAGUGCCUUGUUAGCUUCCGGGCUGGGCUCCACCAGGCCUGCUUUCACUGCCUCUGUUAACCCCCCCAGCACCCCUGCCACGGUCAAAGCAGAGAGUCAGGAUACCUGCCUAACAAGUCAGGACGCAGUGGAACUUGCCCAGAAAAUGAAGAAAGAUCUGCUGGAAAAACUCGAGGAGCUGGCAGAGGAUCUACCUCCCAACACUCUGGAUGAGCUCAUAGACGAACUGGGUGGACCCGAUAACGUAGCUGAGAUGACAGGCCGUAAAGGUCGCGUGGUCAGUAAUGACGAUGGCAGCAUCAGCUAUGAAUCUCGCUCUGAGCUGGAUGUCCCGGUGGAAAUACUCAAUCUCACAGAGAAGCAGAGGUUCAUGGAUGGAGAGAAGAACAUAGCCAUCAUCUCGGAAGCUGCCAGCUCAGGUAUAUCCCUGCAGGCCGACCGUCGAGUGAAGAACCAGCGGCGGAGAGUCCACAUGACACUAGAGCUGCCGUGGAGUGCAGACAGAGCUAUACAGCAGUUCGGGAGAACUCACAGAUCAAACCAGGUCACGGCUCCAGAAUAUGUCUUCCUCAUAUCGGAGCUUGCAGGAGAGCAGCGAUUUGCAUCCAUUGUUGCCAAAAGACUUGAAAGCCUGGGUGCUCUCACUCACGGAGACCGAAGAGCCACAGAAACCCGAGAUCUCAGCCGGUUUAAUUUUGACAACAAAUACGGCAGAAAUGCUCUGGAAAUUGUGAUGAAGUCAAUCGUAAAGCUCGAUGCUCCAUUAGUGUCUCCGCCCUCCGACUUUAAAGGAGACUUCUUCAAAGAAAUCCAAAGUGGAUUAAUAGGUGUGGGCCUCAUAAAUGUGGAGGACAGAUCUGGCACGCUGUCACUGGACAAAGACUACAACAACAUCGGGAAGUUCCUGAACCGUAUUUUGGGAAUGGAGGUCCAGCAGCAGAACGCCUUGUUCCAGUACUUCUCUGACACACUGGCAGCAGUCAUUCAGGAAGCCAAGAAGAAUGGCAGAUAUGACAUGGGCAUUCUCGAUCUGGGCUCUGGUGAUGAGAAGGUGAAGAAGGUAGACUGCAGGAAAUUCCUAACACCAGGCUACACCACAUCGGGACACGUGGAACUCUACACAGUGAGUGUGGAGAGGGGACUGUCGUGGGAAGAAGCCACGCAUGCUUGGGCAGACCAGAAUGGACCAGAUGAUGGUUUUUAUGUACAGAUGAGGAACAACAAGAAAACGGCCAUACUGGUUAAAGAGGUGAACACCAAAAAGAGGCUGUUCCUGGUGUACAGGCCAAACACGGGCAGACAGCUCAAACUGGAGACGUACACAGACAUCAAGAAGAAAUUUAAAAAGGUCUUGUCAGAAGAUGCUAAGCAGCACUGGACUGACCAGUACAAGUCAUCGUCGAAAAUCUGCUCUCAUGCAUAUUGGCGGGGUAACUGUAAGAAGGCGUCGGUGGGUCUACAGUGUGAUGUUGGUCUUCGGUGUAGGACGUACUACGUGCUGUGUGGCUCAGUGCUCAGUGUGUGGAACGAGCUGGAGGAAGUACUAACCCCCGUCAGUGGAACCAAUGUAAAGGUGCAGAUUGUCCGCCUCAGAACAGAAGAUGGACAGAGGAUAGUUGGACUCAUCAUUCCAGCGAACUGUGUCUCUCCAUUAAUUAACAAGCUGUCAACGUCGGACCAGUGCCAGCAGCUCGCUGUGCAGGAGCAGCAGAAGCGGCAGCAGCUCCACCCUCAAAGUCUGAGUCACGCACCCAACACAUAGUUUGGGGUGGACCACUCGGCUUCAUGGGCGUCAAUCCCAUCUCCACCCCUCGAGGUCACGUUCCCACCCUAAAGGGAUCUGGCUCCAUCAAUGUCUAUCUCUGCACUGCAGGCUCCAGGACUGCUGUCCCUCGUACUGCACCCUCACGCCCUCCACCUCCCUUCCCAUCGUCUCUUGAGGGCCAGAGGUGUCGCACCAAGCUGUGGUGAUUCUCAGAUGUAAAGCAGUGGUUGUACAGAGAAAAGAUUUCAGGGUUUCUUUCUUUCUUUCUUUCUUUCCUUCUUUCUUUUUAUUUUAAUCUCCAGAGACUCUGGUUUUCACCUAAAAGAGAUUUGACAGGUGAUGUAUUGUCCUCUGACAUUCAGAGUGAAAAGAUUUGUGAUAUAUUGACCCAGACAGAGUUUAAACCUAGAGGGCAUGUUGGCCUGUGGCUGUUGUUAUCCACCCCUCACACAUGCUUUAAAGUGUUAGAUCCAGAUUACCUGGUAUGAAGCAAAGACUUUUCUUUCUUGGUCCAGAUUAAAGGUGGACGAGACAAAGACCACUAUGUCUUUCAAAGUCUGGGAACUUAGAUUAUUCGUUUUUU